Oxyura jamaicensis (ruddy duck) is the source of this 3058-nucleotide messenger RNA. It is a transcript of the gene ANHX, whose product is annotated as anomalous homeobox. Bases 456 to 1691 code for a protein of 411 amino acids. The transcript is spliced from 9 exons. Gene Ontology annotation, cellular component: nucleus; transcription regulator complex. Gene Ontology annotation, molecular function: RNA polymerase II cis-regulatory region sequence-specific DNA binding; DNA-binding transcription factor activity, RNA polymerase II-specific. NCBI's taxonomy places the organism in Eukaryota, Metazoa, Chordata, Aves, Anseriformes, Anatidae. Gene Ontology annotation, biological process: regulation of transcription by RNA polymerase II. The record is from RefSeq and is a predicted model, not a curated record.
ACAAAACCAAAGGGAAAAAAAAAGCAAAGAAACAAAAAAAAAAAAAAAACGAACCCUACUCUAAAAAUAUCUUGCUGCCCUCUAUUCUUCCCCCACUUCGCUAUGAACACGUAGCUGUGUGGGCAGCUGUGGCUUUGUCAAAGCGAGUGCUGGGGGGGGUGGGGGGGGCAGACCGUGCCUGGGGCCCUCGAGGUCCCCUCGAGGUCAGCGGGGUCCUGGAGGCUCUCCCCGCCGGGGGGAGGCCGGCCCCAGGUGAGCCUCCACCUGCCUGCCCGGGGAGGCUGGCGGCAGGGGGGGCUCCUCCGGCCCGGCCUGCAGGCAGGGGGCCCCGGCGCCUUGCAGCGGGAGGCAGGGGCCGCCACUCGCUCCCCGCCGCCUCGGGAGGGCCCGGGGGUGUCCCUGCUCCUCGCCCUGCUCCUCGAGCUCGCAGAAAAGGCUUCCAGCAGGACAUCAGGAUGAAGCGGUUCAUGGCCAUGUUAAGGAGGAACAAACACAAGGAUCCCCCACCCACCAAGCUGCUGGAGCUAGCGGGACAGCUUUGCCAGGACCUCCAGAGCUCAUCCCCUAAUCUGGAGAAGCUGGUUGGGGCCGUGAUGAGAUGCAAACAAAAGAUGCAUUUUCUCUCUAACAUCCACAUUGUCCGAGCUUGUGUGUUUGUCCACAUCCGCAAUGGGCAGCAUGACACAGCCUGCAGGCUCCUGGAGUGUUGCAGGGCAGAAGAGAAGGAGGAGCUGGUGCAACUUUGGCAUGAGAUUCACUACCAUAGGGUUAUGGAGAAGCACCACAGAGAUUUUCUGACACCACUGCAGAAAUUUCGUUGCAGGAAGAGGAAUCCUCCACCUAUUUCCCUUUGUCCUGAGGGCUUGAAAAAUCGAAAUUAUUCAGAUGAAGUACGCCAGCAACUGUACAAAUUUGCUGCAGAGGUGACAACAAAUCCAAGCAAGAAACAAAGGGAGGGAUUGGCUCAGGACAUGAACCUGCAGCCAGCUCAGGUCUAUAACUGGUUUGCAAAUUAUCGACGACGUCAAAAAUCCCGCAUCCGUCGUGAGGCAAAGCUUAACUACUUGUGCCCUGAGGGGACCUUGACGCACCAUGCAAAGGAGCAGCAGGAUAGAGGAUCCUACACUCCACAAACUGCAGGUGGAUCUUAUGUAGGCAUUGGCUCUGAGCAGACGGAGAUAAACCUCAUGCCCUGCGACCCAGGGUGGGAGCAGUCAGCUACAGACCUGGAUAAGUCUCCAGAAGGAAUGUAUUUAAAGAUGCUGGAAUCCAGCUUUAUUCAGAGCAGUGCACUGUGCGAACCAAGGACAAGCAAGGCGAUGACGACUCACGUCACUGAACAACCCGUAGCUUUUUUCAGUGAAGCUGUGCUGGAACCAGGAACCUGCUUUAACUCUGCUGUCCUGCAGCCCAGAGAAGCAGGAAGCAGUACUGAUGCUGGCCCCCAACUGGAUAACUUUGUUGUGUGCUCUUGUGGGUCCCUUAUCUUCCCAGGUGAACGUCUGGCCAUGGGGCAGGCCCCUUCCAACACCACAGGAGUCUCUGGCUCCACGUGGACCCCAAAUAUAGAAGUUCCCAUCAGACUGUGGCUGGCAAGCCUCAGUGCCCACCAGUUUCUGCACCCUGCACGGAAGAAAGCCAAGCCAUGGGACAAGGCCAGGUGCUGGAGGAUCCAGUUGGUGACCCAUUAACCGAUGAUACAUUCUGGGCAGCACGGCUGCUCUUUGAAUUCUCAGCUGGGGGACGAAUGUGACCUGCCUACAGCGAUGCUCAAUGUGGUCUGCACUUCUCCAGGAAACACCCUAUUCUUUCUUGUUUUUCUCUCAUUAAUUUUUUUUAAAUGAACAAGAAGUUUGACACGGAGUUGAGGAACAGAAAGAAUGAGGUAGAUGGAUGAAGGCCUUUUCUAAUAGUUGAAGUUGGUUUUAGUUUUAUGAAGAAUUUUGGAAAGAAUAUAAGAAACCAAAGGUACAUUGCGGAUUGUAGGUUUUCACUAGAGCAGUCUGAAGCUGCUCUGUAAACGUUAAAAUAUCAAGUCACUGAUUAUGUGGCAGUUGCAUAGUUCUACCUAUAGCACUGAUCAGAUGAGUCCUUCAUUACACCAUGAAGGCAUACGAAUCUCUACUCAGAAGGAAUAAAAUCUUAGUUACAUUGCCCAACAGUUGGAUAUUGGAUAUGAGAUAAAGGUUAUCUCAGGCAUGGAAAAUAAGGACUGUGCUAAGUGCUGGCAAAACACUGCUGUUCCUCUUCUCUGCACUUCUGUUGUGCUGCUGGGCAUCACUUUGAAAUGUUCCAUGCUCUGUAGUGCUGUAGGAGACACAGCCUGGAGCAUGGCAGAAAUUACAGUGCUAGAGUUGCUGUUCUUGCAGGACGGGAGGGGGGGCAUACAAGUGCAUCGGUAGCUAAUGCUACCUGCAUCUGAUCGCUAGCAAAAGGCGGAUAAAUGGAGAGGGUGGGAGCCUCUUGAUCCAUUUCAGUCUCCAGAUCUGGAUGGGCUGAAACUGCACAGGCAAUUGUGUCACCCUUCAGGUGGUCUGCGGCAGUGUGACGCUCAGCAGCAGCAGGUGAGCGCAUCCUGUUCGCCCUGCAAUGCAGAGUGAGCUGUGCAAGGCGUCUUUGAGCAGAGGCUAAAGCUGUAUUUGGCUGAAGGCUACUUACUCCACAGGGGAAGGCAGUUCCAGCUGUGACCCACCUGGGGAGCGUGCACAACUCUGUGCUUUUUGCCCAGUGCUUUUCCGUGUUUAACCCAGCCUGGAGGCCUCCUGUCGCACUCACUGCCAUGUGCUGCUCACAGACCAGGAGCCCUGCUCCUUUUCUUUCAGACUAAAAAGCAGAAUUGUGUAUAAGUAGCAAAGCAGGCUUUUGAUGCAGGUUUAAAAUUUCUGCUGUAAGUCAUCGUGCAGUCUUUUAGGUACUUUCUGUAACUAUUACUGGCAUUUUUUAAAUAGCAAGGGAUUGCAAAAGGGGUAAUCUUUGUCAAAUCUGCUGCCCUGAGAUGAACACAGUAGAUGCCUCCAGAACUGUUUGUAAUAGUUAUCAAAUAAAGGUUAUGAAUGAC